ACCAGCUCCUGCUGUAAACGUGUGCUGUGAAAUAACUUCUAACGCAGGCAGGUGGUCACCUGGAGGUUUACAAGGAAGCCUCGGAGAGUAUUUUAUUCCACUGGAGGAUAUUUUCACACAAAGGAACUGACAGAGUUGGAGCUCCAUAUUUUUUUUUUUUUUGCCAUCCUUCAGUCUCCAAACCCGAGGUAUGGAAGGACGCCUAAACUAAAGGAACAAGCAGCUGAAAUAUCACCAACCCCAACCAAUCGUCUCUUCAAAAUGAGUCUUCUCUUCAUAACCGGCUGAAAUGGCGUGACUUCACCCCACGCCGCACCAUGGCGGGUUUAGUCUCCUGUGUGGGUUUGGUGGCGAUGCUCGAGGCUCUCAUGCAUGCACACAGUCAGCGUGCAGUGUUUCUGGGGAUUACGGUGUUGGUCUCGGUGAUCACAGCUGACUCACCUGUUGCAGAUCGGUCUCUGUUGAACUCCACACACCAACCGAUGGGAUUUCCUGGAGAUGUAUCAAGAACAACAGAGUCAUCACCAUCAGCCUUACCAGCCUCACAUCACACUGCCUUUGAGAGCCCAGACUCACCCGGUGCCCUGCCAUCCAUCUCUCAACCAACCCACGAAGCCAGGACUGCUGAGGUCGAGCAUUUUCAGUGGGAACAUGCUGCCUCUGAGAACUCCAAAUCCUCAACGACAAGUGACCUCGUGGCAGAAGAACCGCAUCCACUUCCCACUCCAUCAUUAAGCCCCUCCGGACCUGUUUUUAGGUCUAGUUCACAAUUUGAAGCAGCAACUAAUCCCUCCAUGGACUGGAGUCUCGCCAGGACAAGUUCUGCCAAGCAAUCUUCCCCUCUCCCUCCAAGUUCGACAAAAUCCCAGCUUCAGCCUCAGUCAAAUACAUCUACAGCCUCUUUAAGCUCUACGAAGUUCACGACGCCUCAGCCGAAUCUGUAUUCUCAACAAGAAACAACUUAUAAUGAGCAGCAGGAUGCUCCAUCAGAUGAGGCUCUGGAAAUUCUGAUGUCCCUUCCUGCUAGGCCUCUUGAGAUGCCUGAACUUGCUUUGGCUGACUCUCCAGCUGAUGAACCUUACCAGUUACCCCCCAGUAUUGCCCCAUCUAAGGAGAACAAACCAGCUUAUGGCAGCAACAUGCACCCAGAGGAGAUCCUUGCCCCUGGUUACAAUGUGCCUUUCAUCAUCCCCUAUCCUACAUCUCCUUCAUCUGAGCCAACAGAGGUCCUUCCAGAGGACUUCUACCCUUCCAACACCAUGGACGUGGACUGGGGUUCUGGGGACUACUUGGAGACAAUGUCAUUCUUGAAUCCAGAUGGUGAUGACUACUCUCUGGUCACCAAGGUGCCCACAGACUCGUAUGACACUGAAGACUACACGGAAAGUUACGACACAUCCUUCCCAUCCAGAGUGGGAAUAUCGCCCUCAUCCUUGCAUCCUCUUCACGUCUCGCCUUCUCUUAGCAUCACAACAUCUUACAAUGCCAUCGUUCCAACAAAAUCCAUCAGUCCUUCGUAUUUCUCUUCUUCAGUUCACUUUACACUUGAACCUACUCCCAGAGCUCACAGUGAUAUCCCUGAUGCAUCAGACAUAGAUUGGCCUGACGCUUUCACGAUUCAGCCGACAGACGUCCUCUUACCAGACAUGAACAGCUUGGAGUAUUACACCAUCCAGUCGACCAAGGACGUCACCAAAGCUGAACACAGAGGAAACAUAACUGUAGUCCCCAUCGAUGGCACGGAUACAACACUAACAAGCAAUAACACCAAACCAGCCGAAGAUGAGUCCUCCAGUGAUCUGUCUGGGUUUGAUUCCCAGGACGGAUCGACGGCCGAGGAGAGCCCACAGCUGACCAACUCCUCUGAGCCUUUUUUGGACCCUUCAAGUCACUUUUUUGAUCCCACACCUUCCACCUGGAAUAGCCAGAUGUCUCCAACUGUUGGCCUUGAUAGCAUUGUAUCAAUAGAAGCUAUCCUACCCACUUCUACGCCUUUGCUACCAGCUGAUGUCAUGUCUUCUUCUUCCUUGACAGAUGUCCAUUGGUUUGUUACUGAAUCAUUCCUACCAGGCAUCACCCCUGUCUUAACUGCAACCACAGCCUUCUCCCCUCUCCCCACUGAACCUGCUGCCAACAAAACAACACAAGACUUAACCUUUACAACUUUUAAUACAACUGUGGCUUCAACUGAACCCACAUCUAAUGUUUCUGUGCUCCCCCCGGUCGUGUUGGGUGAUCAGGGGGUGACUGUAGAUGGAUUUGACAUCUCAGCCACCAUGACCUUGAUCCCAACGAGCAGUGGAGCUAAUACACUUUCUGCUGUGCCCACAACUGAAUCUGCCACCUCUACUCUUCAUCAAGUCACAGCUCCGGUUUCUCCCACCACUGAGGCCUCAACUAGUGUCAACAUCAUCAUUACCACCAGUGAAAAGACCACAACUACAGCGACAACAUCAAGACAGUACCUCUGCAGCAUGGAGAGGCCUUCUUAUUUAGUGAAAAUCGGUUUCCCCUCUGCAGCUACUGUUGGAUAUGCCAAAUCUCAAGUGAAAGACAUAUUGAAGGUGGAAUUCAACAAGUCAGUGGAGCUACAGGUUGUGGACCCCCCUCCAAAGUUUGUCUUCAGAGCGGUGUCUGGCCCGGUUGUGUACACAGCCAUAUCUGUCAUCAACGCUCUGCGAAGGUCUGGGCGCCGCUUCCUGUCGCUGUCUCCAAACUGGACAACCCCUGACCGUAAAUAUCAGAUCCACACAGUGCUGCAGUUUGUUCCCAGUCACGUUGACAUUCGAUACUGCAACUUCAGUGAGAGCAUAGAGAAAGGUUUGACCAUGGCUUUUGCAGAAGUCAGACGGCGCUCAAAGGAGUCAACCAACUUCACGGUGCAGAUCGUAAACAUCACCGUGGAUGCUCCUAAAUAUCAGGAUCGUCGACUGUUGAGGCAGCCGGUGGACAUCACCUUCACCGUGCGCGGGUCCAAAGGUUACCUGAUGGGUUCAGAGGUCAGCAACACACUGAUGAAGCUCACAAUGGUGGAGUUCAGCUAUUACAUGGGCUUUCCUGUACUACAGAUUGCUGAGCCGUUUCAUUAUCCAGAGUUGAACACCAGCCAUCUUCUCCGCUCUUCCUGGGUUAGAACAGUGCUCCUGGGUGUCCUGGACCAGAAAGUGGGCGAGCGCACCUUCCAGGCAAACAUGGAGCGGAGGGUGGCCAUGUUACUGGGGGAGGCGAUGGGAUUACCCAGACGGGUUAGGAGAGCCACCGCCGUGGGAAACAGCAGUGUUCAGGUUGUCAGUGCGUCCCGGCUGGAGGGUGCAGACAACCCCCUGGAGAUUGUGUAUUUUGUGGAGGGUCCCAGUGGUCAGAGGAUGCCUGCAGAUCAAGCUGCAAACCUUCUCAACAGUCUGGAUGUUCAAAGGGCUGCCAUCGUCUUAGGAUAUCGUGUUCAGGGAAUUUUGGCACAGCCUGUGGAGAAGGUUGCAUCCUCGCCUUCAGACACUGAGAACACCAAUGUGUGGAUCGUCAUCGGCGUGGUGAUUCCUCUCAUCGUGGUAAUCAUCAUCAUCUCCAUCCUGUACUGGAAACUGUGUCGGACGGAUAAGCUGGAGUUCCAGCCGGACGCCAUGACCUCCAUCCAGCAGAGGCAGAAGUUGCAGGCUCCCAGUGUGAAAGGUUUUGACUUUGCCAAGCUGCACCUCGGCCAACAGAGUAAGGAUGAUGUCAUGGUUAUUCAGGAGCCCGUCCCGCCAGGGCCGGGCCCUGGAGCGCUGCCCGUGUCCAUUAAAGACGGCUUCAGCCCGUCUGAGAACGGGGAGAUCCCCACUCCGGUUUCCAAAACAUCAGUCUCCUCCACUAAGGCGUCACGCAGCAGCCGCAGGAGAGAAAGGAUCUCGCCGUCAGACGGUGACUCGGUGGUGAGUGACCAUUCGAGUGAGCGGGAAUCAAACGAAGAGAACCUUAGAGGCCACGCCACGCCCAGCGACAGCAAGCAGACCCGCAAGGUCCCCAUCAAUGUUUUAAACGGCAAAAAUAGAAUUGGUCCUCCACCUAUGAAUGGUACAAACGAGCAGCUAUCCUCGGCAUCCAUCUUUGAGCAUGUUGAUCGGAUGUCUCGUGCCACAGAGGCCAGCAGGAGAGUCCCAAACAAAGUCCAGCUCAUCGCCAUGCAGCCCAUGCCUGUCCCUCCUCUCCACAGCCCCCCCAUCAACGGCAAAGUGGCCGACACUAACCAAAUCAACAAAGAGAUCCAGGUAGCACUGAGACACAAGUCAGAGAUUGAACACCAUCGCAACAAGAUCCGUCUGCGCGCCAAGAGGAAAGGCCACUACGACUUCCCUGCUAUGGAGGAUGUUACAGGUGGGCUGGGAGACAUGAGAGACCAGGACCGCAUAUAUCAGAAGGCUCAGACACAGAUUGAUAAGAUACUGGACCCCGAUGCUCAAAUGCCUGCUAUCUUCAUGCAGUCCAAGAAAAGUGUUCGAGGGAGACGGUCCCCCAAACACAGGAUGAAGGAGCAGCUGAAUGGAGGCAUGAUGGAGGCAGACAAAGACCACCUCAUCUCUGAAGACAACGAUGCUGCUUAUAGAAAAUGUCCUGGAGUCAACAACGUGGCCUACGUGUCUGACCCUGACCAAGGCCCAGGAUCCCCUCACAGGAGCCCCUCCCCCACCGACGAUGUCUUCCUCGGCCCCGCUUCCUCUCCUCCAGGCCACGCCCCUCCCCCACCGCCCUACAUGCCCCCACAGCCCUCCAUCGAGGAGGCACGGCAGCAGAUGCACUCUCUGCUGGAUGAUGCCUUCGCCCUGGUGUCUCCCACCUCUCAGGGCAGCACAGCAGGGAUCACUCUCCCUGGGGCCAACAACAACAACCACCACAACCCGCCCGGCGCCAGUCCUCCUGGACGUGGCCCGAGACCCUGGGGGUCCUCGUACCCGUUUGUUGGUAGGUUCUCUGAUCUGGGCAUGCCCCCCACUUCUCUCCAAGGCCUGACACCGAGGCAGGGCCUUGGCUCCAGCUAUCUUCCACCAGGAGAACCAGCGGGCUCAUGUGAGCAGAUCCAGCCGGACAGCCUGUACUCCAGCAGGGGGCUCUACACCGACGAGCUCCCCUCAUCUGCCAGGCCCAGACCUGUGGGGGGAACUACUGGCGCCCAGCUCCAUCAUCUCGCACAGGUGGGACUGUCCAGUCGGAUGAACGGUUACCCAGCAGGGCUCAGGGCUGCUUCAGGCCAGAACGGGGGGAUCGGCUGGAACCACUACCAUGACGACAACUUCUCCAGGAUAGAGCCUGAAAAAGAGGGAUUCCUGGACUGUCCUGACUACUCGUCCUCCUCUAUCUUCCAGACGCCCCGAAGUGUCAUCAGGGAGCCCUCGGUGCCUCCCGCCCACCUGGACAGCUCAAGCGUGGGCUAUCUGUCAGCAGCGCCGCCUUUGGAUACGUCUCCUCCCACGCACUCCUCCGCCUCCCUCAUCAAGGCCAUCAGGGAGGAGCUGCUGCGUCUUUCGCAGAAACAGGCGGCGGUAUCCAGCUACCACGGCUGAGGCUCAAACCUCCAGUCUGAAACCAGUCAUACCACUGACCCUGUUUGUCUGCUUUAAAUGAGCUCACAAUACUUCCCAUGGAAGUCUCUGAGGCUGUACAGCGGAGAGAGUCCUGCUAAGCUGGAGUGAAGAGGAGGCUGAUGAAGAUUUCUACCUGCGGCAGACCACCUUAUCAGACACUAAAAGACAGGAUGGUUGAUACAGCUCAUCGUCAGAGUACAGACUCAGAGUACCUGCAGUUAAAUCAAAUCGUAGACAAUGCAAUGCAAAGAAAGAUGAUAAGAAAAGAGGAUGCUGGACCUUUUUAAAGGAGGCGACAUGGUACGGCAUAUCUAGACUCAUUCACCAAGGAGAGAUCAUGCCAACUCCUAACCACAUCCUGGACAUAUUUGGCUUCAUCAGAUUCCGUAACUGCGACAUAUUUCAUUCUCAUGCUGCCUUCCCACAAGAGAAACCCAUUUUAAAUAAUUCCCUUAUUUUAACGCUACUGAAACUACCACACUCCUUUUUUUUUCCAAAGCAGGCUCUUAACCUCCUUAUCACCAUCAGGUGCUACUUCCUGUUCUCUGCCAUGAUGAGCCAUGCUAUGCCUUGACACUGUGAUGUAGUUCAGCUGACCGUGUCUACUGUACGAGCCCACGGUGAGCUCACAGGUCACAGACGGAGAGCCAGGUCAGACGGUAGGCACAGAGGAGCACUUAGAGACUAAGAACACUCAUGAACACUACUAUUCAUUUACUGCAGUAGCACACCGUUAGUCUGAGUUGAUAUUUUUGACCUCUUUAUGUACAGUAUUGUUUACUUGUUGUUUGUGUACAGCUUGCGUUCACUUUCUGUGUUUUUUCAUGAUGUUACAAAGCUAACUGACUGCUAGCAAGCAUGAGAAAAUGGCCUUGAGAUCCUUUAAAUCUUGUCAAAUCGUCGACAGAGGCAGGUGUUAGACUUACGGGCAUAAAUGUGUUGCAAAUUGACCUUUUGUCAAGUCACACCAUCCUUGUUGCUGUUUCUAGGCUCGACAAAAUCUCUUGCUGGGCUCCUUCCCAUUGGAAACAAUAAGAAAAACCCUCAAUUAGACAGGCAAAUAUUUUCAUUUCAUUGAUUUGAUUCUGUAAUAAACUAGCUCUAUGAAAGACUAAGUAGUACAGUGUUAAUUUUUGCAAAUAAUACUGAAACUAAAAAGAUUUGUCAGAAGAUAUUAAACCAGAUUUAAAAAAUGUUCUUCAGUAAUAAAAACUCUGAAUAAAAGUAGAUUUUAUUUUUGUCAAGGAGACUAAAUUGUUAGAGCCGGAGGACAGACAUUUAAAAUCCAUGAAAUUUCUCGAGGUAUGUCAGUAUCAUCAGCAUAUUUUAAAUAAUUUAAAGUAUUUAUAUCACAUUUAUUUCAGUGUUUUACAUUUAUAUUAAUUUUACUAUUUGGCUUAUUAAAUUUGUUCAGAGAAAUAAAAUUGACUUAAGAUAAAGACUAAAAUGUAGGGACUGUUUAUUAACUAACCUUCAAUUUCCACAAACACUGGCUGUGCAGUGAUCCACUCGCAAAGUGCACUGUAGAGCAAAUCUUCCCUCCGAGAAAAUCUUUGUGAUUCCUCUGACUGCUGGUGAUUGCCUUUGGUUUAUUAACCCAAAUGAAAAAUACUCCUAUUUUAUAAUGUGGAUAUCUUGAGCUGCUCUUUCAGACACCACAGACAAACCUUUUAAAGGUCACAUAUGGGCUCUGUUCAUGAACUGCUUCCACAUUUGGCAUUAGACUGCUCCCACACUUCCAAUCGGGAGACGAGAAAGGCGUAUGAUGGCAAAUUUGUUGCGGUUUAUUUGCUGUUUGCACGAGUUACCUGAGCUGACUGUCAAUGACGAGUUAAAUUUAGCUGAAGAUGUACAUUGCAGCACGCAGCAACGAUGUCCAGAAGUGCUUUUAACCUGUUUUUGAAACAUAAUUUUAGCAUGUUUGGAUGCCAAGCGAUGAUGAUAGUAAACACAAACAACAAUCGAACAAAAAAACCCAACGAAACAGACAAAUUAAGGCAGAAUAGGAGGGUUUAGAUUCCGUUUUGGCUUAGCACAUAUCGUUGGGCGGAAGUUGUGAAACGGUCUUAUUUUCCACUGGAAAUAUGCCACCCCCUGCCGUGCAUAGAGCCCAUUAUGCAAAAUAAACUUUUUCAGGGUUUUCUAACAAAAAUAUUUGGCCCUGGCCAGUCCACAAUCCCCCCAAGAAUCAGAACCAUCCAGUCCCUCGGCCCUCUCUUU
Molecule: messenger RNA, 7778 nt
Organism: Cheilinus undulatus (humphead wrasse)
Lineage: Eukaryota; Metazoa; Chordata; Actinopteri; Labriformes; Labridae
Product: UPF0606 protein KIAA1549
Exons: 22
Coding region: 318-5537 (1739 amino acids)
Source: RefSeq, a predicted model, not a curated record